Messenger RNA from Nerophis lumbriciformis (worm pipefish), 4789 nucleotides. RefSeq names its product adhesion G protein-coupled receptor A3 (gene adgra3). Gene Ontology annotation, cellular component: plasma membrane; external side of plasma membrane. Gene Ontology annotation, biological process: G protein-coupled receptor signaling pathway; cell surface receptor signaling pathway. The record is from RefSeq and is a predicted model, not a curated record. Lineage: Eukaryota; Metazoa; Chordata; Actinopteri; Syngnathiformes; Syngnathidae. Gene Ontology annotation, molecular function: G protein-coupled receptor activity; protein binding.
GAAUCCCAACACCAAGUGCUCUGGGCAGGACCGUGGGAAGAUCUUGGACAACUGAAUGGGAAAUAACUCGCUGGGAUUUCUUCACAACGACACGAAAGAAGCUAAAGACACACGACGACGACGUUGCUUACAUUUUUACAACACAUGCGAACUAGUUUUAUUUGCAUUCAGAUGCGUGGUAACUUUCGCCUGCUGUUGCUGAGUCGUCGCUCAUGUUGAUAUCCUGGUGUUCAAGAGGAGACGUUCUGUUUGGAUCAGACCCUGGAAGCUAAGUUUUGUUUGCGUGGAUAAUUUUGGGGAUGACUGGAAAAGAAAACACUCAUAUUCGGGAUCCACCCACCCAAAAAAGUUCUUAUUAAGUGGACUUUAGCGAGCAGGCACCGUGUUGCGUUUGCAAAUUCAUGAUUUUGCAGGAAAAUAGGGUUGUUUUUUUGGGGAACAGUGGAGCUCAAAUGAAGGGACAAAGAACACUUCCGUUGCACAGACAUUGAAGGAGAAACAUUACAAAUGGAGGAUGAACAGCUUAAAAAGCUACUGUUUGUGAUUAGCAUGUCCGUCUAACUUAAAAACACGACUUUCCUGUCGUAACUUAAUUCUAUUUUUUUUAUUUCCGCCGUGGUUACUUUACAGCCCCAUGGGAAAAAUGAACGUGAAAUACUUUGUCAUGUCGCUAGUGCUCAGCAUCGGCGUGUGGUCUACAUUGGUCGUGUCCGAUUGCAAAUCAUACGACGAACGCUCGAAAAGCCCAGUAAAAAGCCCGGACAGGAAGGUGGUCUGCAGCAACAUGGAGCUCCAUCAGGUGUUACCGCCUGAUUUCUUCUCCAAUCGGACGGUCACACUAAUUCUCAACAACAACAAAAUUCAAGAACUAAAGGAUGGUUCAUUUGUUGGAUUGACUACAUUAGAAAAACUGGACCUGCGCAAUAACCUGAUCAGCCGAAUAGAACCAGGCGCUUUCCUGGGAUUGCCGGCGCUGAAAAGACUAGACUUGUCCAACAACAGUAUCGGCUGCCUCAACGUGGACAUCUUCAAGGGUCUCACCAGCCUCGUCAGGCUGAACCUUUCAGGCAAUAUGUUCUCUUCAUUGACUCAGGGGACAUUUGACAGCCUGCUGUCAUUAAAGUCAUUGGAGUUCCAGACGGCCUACCUGCUUUGCGACUGCAACCUCUUGUGGCUUCUGCGCUGGAUCCGUGACAGGAACGUGGCUGUCAAGAACACCAAGUGCUCGUACCCGCAGUCACUGCAGGGCCAGAUCAUCACCUCCGUUAGGACGGAGCUCCUCACCUGUGAUGCGCCGCUCGAGCUGCCUUCCUUCCAGCUGACUCCAUCCCAGCGUCAGGUGGUCUUCCAGGGUGACAGCCUUCCAUUCCAGUGUCAGGCUUCCUUUGUCGCCGAGGACAUGCAAGUGCUGUGGUACCAAAACGGCCGCAUUGUGACGCCGGACGCCGCCCAGGGGAUCUUCAUUGAGAAACGCAUGGUGCAGAACUGCUCCCUGAUUGCAAGCGCGCUGACCAUCUCCAACAUCCAGCCAGGCUUCACCGGCAACUGGGAGUGCCGGGUCAGGACCAGCCGAGGCAACACCACUAGGACGGUUGACAUUGUGGUGCUGGAAAGUUCUGCCAAAUACUGCGUCCCUGAACGUGUCUCCAACAACAAGGGAGAGUUUAGGUGGCCUCGCACCCUCACCGGAAUCCGAGCUAUCCUCCCCUGCAACAGGUUGCAGUCGAGCGCUGGAAGCUACUCCGGCGGCUUCGGUGAGGAGCAGCGGGCUUGGCGCUACUGUAACCGCAACGGCCUGUGGGCCGAGGACGAUUAUUCACAUUGCCAGUACCAAAAGCACGUCACCAGAUUCCUCUAUGUCAUCAACCAGAUGCCGUUGAAUGAAAGCAACGUGGUUCCCAGCGCUCGCAGCCUCCUCGUCUACACCAUCGACGCCGCCAACUUCUCGGACAAGAUGGACAUCAUCUUCGUGGCGGAGAUGAUUGAGAAAUUCAGCAAGUUUGUGGAGAAAGACCUGGGUGAGGUGAUGGUGAGCAUAGCCAGUAAUCUGAUGUUGGCGGACGAGCGCGUGCUGUGGAUGGCGCAGCGUGAGGCCAUGGCGUGCUCGCGUAUCAUCGCUUGUUUGCAGAAGAUCGCGGCCCAACGUCUGACGUCGGCGCAAGCCUUUUCACUGACAUCUCCCAACAUAGCGCUGGAGGCACACGCGGUCAAGGCAAGCGACUGGAACGGCAUGACCUGCAUGAUGUUCCAAAGACCAACCCCGGAACGGACCCCCGAACAGGAUCGGCAGCUCACGUUUAAAUGCAACACCACCGGCUCCUUCUCCAGCAUCCUACACAAGAGCACCACAGUGGAGGCGUCUCUACAGCUCCCUCCGUCACUCUUCACCCAGGCUGUGCUUCUCCCAGGCCUGGUAGAGGACAGGGUCUACAGGCUCCACCUCCUGGGCUUCCGCAACGGCAAGUUCUUCCCCUCGACGGGCAACUCCUCCCAGCUGGCGGUCAGUGGAAAGUGGAGGAGCGUGGCCACCCCGGUCAUAAUGGCCAAAAUAGAUGGCAUAUCAGUGCGUAUGCUGAGAACACCCGUCAACAUCACCCUGCGGCGCUUCGCCAGGGGCUCCGACGCCCUGUCAGCCUGCUGGAACUUUAGCCUGGCAGGCGGACAAGGGGGCUGGCAGAGCGACGGCUGCCGCAUCCUGGGCCACCAUGACAACUUCACCACCAUAUCCUGCAACUCACUGGGCAAUUAUGGGCUGCUCAUGGACCUCAGCACUGUGGACUACAUCACUCCUAGUAUUCAACCGCUACAUCCGGUCAUGUACGCAACCACCAUCGUGCUACUCUUCUGUCUGCUGACCAUCAUCGUGAGCUACGUCUACCACCACAAGUCUGUUCGUGUCAGCCGCAAGUGUUGGCACAUGCUGGUGAACUUGUGCUUUCACAUCUCUCUAACAUGCGGCGUGUUUGUGGGCGGCAUCAAUCAGACCCGACAUGCAAGUGUUUGCCAAGCAGUGGGAAUUUUACUGCACUAUUCCACGCUUGCGACCGCUCUCUGGGUGGGUGUGACGGCACGUAAUAUCUACAAGCAGGUGACACGUAAAGCCAAGCGCUACGAGGAGUUGGAUGAGCCACCCCCGCCGCCGCGCCCCAUGUUGAGGUUCUACUUAAUCGGCGGAGGGAUACCUACUAUAGUCUGUGGCAUCACUGCGGCGGCUAAUAUCAAAAACUACGGGAGCCAGAUUAAUGCGCCAUACUGCUGGAUGGCAUGGGAGCCCAGCAUCGGUGCUUUUUACGGGCCGGUAGGCUUCAUCGUCUUUGUGGACUGCAUGUACUUCCUCAGCAUCCUGCUCCAGCUGCGCCGCCACCCGCAGCGCCGCUACGAGUUCAAGGAGCUGGCAGAGGAGCAGCAGCAUCUGGCUUCGGAGGCAGUGGGUGUGCAUGUGGAGGCGUCAUCUGUUGUGACGGCAGCUUUUGCUGCUCCCCUCGUGGCGCUGGAGAACGAACACACCUUUGGCGUCCAGCUGACAGGGGCGUCCGUAGCGUUGGGGCUCUAUGCGGGCCUGUGGGUGUUUGGUGCCAUGGCCGUGUCGCGGGACCACCCUUUUAAUUUGGCGUUCAUCUGCCUGUACGGCGUGACGACGCUGGCCCUCGCUGCCUUCAUGGUGGUGCAACACUGCGUCAACAGGCAGGACAUGAGGCGCUACUGGUCACAGGCGUGCUGCACUGGGAGACGUAGCUACUCCACACAGGAAGACGCUCUGUUACCUCAACCUGCCCUGGCCUUAGCGUCCACUGUGGGGCCUGCCAAGAUAGAGGUGGAGUUGUCAAACAAGAGCGUCCACAGCAGCACAGACUCCUCCUAUACGAAUAAGAGCAUGCCAGAUGUGCGCAGUUCGACGCAGGGAAGCAAGCUAACCAAUCUGCACGCCGAGGCCGCUCAGUGCAAACCUGUUUCUUCCCCCGUGGUGCCUAACGGGGCCGCCGUUUUGGACAACAGCCUCACUGAACAUUCUGUGGACAACGAAAUCAAAAUGCACAUUUCUCCGGUGGAGGUGCAGUUUCGCCCGGUGAACAUUGACCCUGCUGCUCCCCAGGCCAUCACUGGGCAAAACUGCAGGCACCACAAAAACCGAAGCCGAGCACACCGAGCGAGUCGCUUGAUGGUGCUGAGAGAGUACGCCUACGACGUCCCCACCAGCGUGGAUGGCAGCGUCCAGAGCUCCCCCAACAGGCGGCAUCACUACUAUGACAUGGCGGCACGUAACAGUCGCCGCGCUGCCUACAUGGCCUACAGAGAGCGCCAUCAGAGCCAAAUGCAGCACGACAGCAGUGACAGCGCCACCUUGCCGCGACGAUCACGCCACGCCGACAAGGCGGCAACGAAAGUUACCAUGGAAGUCGUUCCUGUAAGUUCCAGCUCCUUUAAAGACUCUAGUGCUGCUUUGUGUCCCGGCAGCAUCGAACUAGAACCAACCAAGUCAUAUGGACUCAACCUAAUCACGCAAAACGGCAGCAUGGUGAAGGACAACGGCCAAGCGGUGCCUUUAAUUAGCGAGUGCACUCCGUGUGUCAAAACUGGUUUGUGGAAACAUGAAACUACCGUGUAGUAACAGUUUCCAUUCCAAAGAUGUUGGUUUUUAAACUGUGAAAUAUCUUUUUGUUUUUUGAAUCACUCAAUUUAUGGAAGGACUGUUUAUGUUACUGCCACUGAUCUGAUCUAUUUUUGUACACCUUCUGAGAGGCUCAUAUCUUUGUCACAAAAACAGCAAGAAUAAAAAUGUAUUGCAAAA